AUGUCUAUGAGAUUUUCUCCAGUCUCAAUGAAAUCUAAUCUUUCAGGUAUUUCAGUGACAAUUCCACCCAUUCCAACCGAGAAUCAAAUUGUAUACUCGCCUCCCUGCAUUGAUGAUAGUGUCAUAGUGUUCUCAACUCCAUUUGGCUAUGCAGCAGGAUUUAAUACUAUGAGGGGAAGCCAUGUUUGGAGUGAUCUUUCCAAAAAAUUUAAGGAAUUUAAAAAGGAUCAGAGGUCUGUAAAACUUCUGGACUUAUUGAGGGAAACCAACUGGCAGCUAUCUCAAACUGAGAACACUAUCGAGGAUGUUGUAUAUAAACCAUUGCUCAGUAUCUGUCACACACUUACAAGACACAUUGUGUUUGACAGGACAGCUGAUUAAAAAAACAUAGUCUUCUCUCUAUUCCCAAACAGAAAUGUUUUUUGUGAAAAAAAAAUUUAAAAACCGAUAGUUUUUUGUAUAUUCCCACAUCGAUUUUUUUGGUAAAAGACAUUUAUUUAACAGAUAUAGGACCAAACAAAUGGGGGAGCAGUUUUACAAUGUUGGUAUCACAGAACUGGCCAUGACACCUUUGUUAAUUCAACAUCAAAAUUACUGACCCAUGUACAUCACAUCCAGAGUCAAUGUCAACUGUCUUUUCAACUAAACAUGAUGCCUAAAUUUGUAAGACUGGCAUUGGCAAAGAAAAAAAUAAGAAAUUCUUUAGGUGAACAAGUGUUGGUGUUAUUCAUGCAUUGUAAUACAGUUAAACUUUGUUAUCUUGAACAUACUAUGUUACUAUAUGUUACAUAGGCAUCUCAAAUAUCAUGGACACGUCGUAGUGAUUAAAACGUCCAAACUACAUUUUCAUUGUUUAGCCUUCAUUUCCCUUAUCUUUGUGUCUGCUUAAGUUUUCUCUUGGUCUUAACAAGUUUGAAAGAAAAUAAAAUUUUGGCAGUACAAAUGCAACCAUACAAAAUCAUUUAGCAUUGAAAUGUAGAACUUUAUGUUUUGCACUGUGUGGGUGACUUUAACCAUUGUUGAUGUUUUUAUGACUUUUUUUUAUCAAUAUGGAAACUGACAGGACACCCAAAGUACCUACCACAAGGUAUGACAGAUAUUGGGG
Saccostrea cuccullata (small rock oyster) is the source of this 1105-nucleotide messenger RNA. RefSeq lists its product as uncharacterized. The transcript is spliced from 2 exons. The record is from RefSeq and is a predicted model, not a curated record. The coding region runs from base 1 to 381 and encodes 126 amino acids. Lineage: Eukaryota; Metazoa; Mollusca; Bivalvia; Ostreida; Ostreidae.